AUGUCGAUUGCUGAUCAUUUGAAACAAAUGAACUCCUCUACUUCUUACACGCAAUACUCUGUUUGGAAGGUGGCUAAGAUUAAUAAUGGGAAUAACUGGGCUAUUCCCUCGACUUUUGACAGCCAUAUUUCUUCACUCAUUCAAUCUGUUAGUAUUGAUAGUCUUGAGGAGAAACAUUACUGGCUAGGCAAACAAAAUCCUAAGUUCCAGGAUUUUCGUACAACUUUCUAUAGAAACCUGGAUACUGUUACUUGGUACAAAUUUGUGUGGCAUAAAAAAGCUGCUCUUCGUUAUUCUAUUUACGCCUGGCUUGCUUUUAGAGGAGGAUUGAAAACAUAUGAUGUGUUGGCUGACCGUGGGAUUAUCACACAUAACACUUGCAGUUUUUGCCAAUGUGACCUUGAAACUCUUUCCCACUUAUUCUAUGAAUGCAGUUAUACUUUCAAUGUCGCCAAAACUUUACUCCCUUGGCUCAAUAGCCUAAUGAUGAGGCCGAACCUGCAUCAGGUCUAUGAUAGUAUCUUUGAGCAAGGUUUUAAUAAUCAUACCAGGAAUUUCUACCUCCUAACUGCUUCUGCCACUAUUUACUUCCUAUGGAGAGCUAGGAAUGAAAGGAUAUUUGGUGGUAUUAUCGAGUGCCAAGCCACACUUAUAGCUAAAGUCAGAAAAGCUAUCAUUCUGAAAUCUAAUGGCUGGAAUCAACAUUGA
Messenger RNA from Dendrobium catenatum, 708 nucleotides. RefSeq lists its product as uncharacterized. The coding region runs from base 1 to 708 and encodes 235 amino acids. The transcript has a single exon. NCBI's taxonomy places the organism in Eukaryota, Viridiplantae, Streptophyta, Magnoliopsida, Asparagales, Orchidaceae. The record is from RefSeq and is a predicted model, not a curated record.